AUGUCUUCGAAAUUGGUUCUCCUACUGUUUGCAACGUCGGCGGUGCUCAUUUCAUGUGAUCCGAUUCCGGAUGCUGAAGCAAAGCCAGAUGCUUUGGCCAAAGCUGAGCCCGCCCCGGCUCCUUUUGCUUGGGCCAAUCCUUUCGCAUGGGCUAAAGGUGGCGGCGGAGGUGGACUAUCCAGUGGCAUGGGUGGAAAAGGUGGCGGCGGAGGUGGAUUAUUUGGUGGAAAAGGCGGCGGCGGAGGUGGAUUAUCUGGUGGAAAAGGCGGCGGCGGAGGUGGCUUAUUCAGUGGCAAAAGUGGAAUGGGCGGUGGUGGAGGCGGCGGUGGAGGUGGUGGUGGUCGUAGUC
Contarinia nasturtii (swede midge) is the source of this 349-nucleotide messenger RNA. RefSeq names its product glycine-rich protein 23-like. Lineage: Eukaryota; Metazoa; Arthropoda; Insecta; Diptera; Cecidomyiidae. The record is from RefSeq and is a predicted model, not a curated record. The annotation marks the transcript as partial. The transcript has 6 exons.